AUGGCCAACAACCUCUCCAUCUCUCCGCCGCGGGCCCUCACCGCCGUCCCCGAGUUUGACGAAAACGCCGUCUCGCCACUCUCCUCGGCCUCACCCACCGUCGAGACCUUCAACGUCGGCAGCCUCGACCGCCAGGUCCAGUACCAGACGUACCAGCGCGUUCCCUCGCACGUCGCCGCCGAAGGGAGGGUGUCGACCGACUGCGGCAGCCGGAGCAGCCGCGGCGGCGGCAUGGCCCCGGUAAACGGUGGUACCGAGGCGGACAUUGCAGACCAGGAGGAGACGCCGCAGCAGAGCGGCAACGCAGACGGCAACGCAGAGACACCGCCCGAUGACAAGCGGAAUUCCGUGCCGAUGCGCGUGCCCGUCGGCUCCAAGGGCUCGUCGCCGUCGUCGCGCAGCACCAGCAGCAUCCUGAUGGACCACCAGCCGUCUCCGCCGCGCCGCGAUGCCAGUUCGGUGAAUGCUCGCGGCCACACCAUCAGCUGGCCCCUGAGCAGCGCGCCGCCCCUCCCGCCCAAGGGCAAAGCAUCCCGGACGGCGCCGUUUCUCGGCCGGAUAAAAGACGCACUCGUGCCUGGACGCUCCAAGAAGAGGCAGCUCGCAAAUCUUCCGAGAGGCCGACCGGUGUUCCAGGAGGCGCACGCGCUGCAACAGAAUCAUUUGGAGCCGCCGCCGGAGCCACUCGAAGAUGAUGAGCCUCCGUUAAAAUCCGGCAACGACAAGCACCACAACGCUUCGUCCGGGGCGUUGGCCGACGUUGAGGCGGACGCUGGUGAUGACAGCUGCGACGACGAGCUGUUCAAGAAGAAGUUUGCCGCCGACGUACUGCUGGUCGAGGCAGGACAUCGCAACAGCUGGAUCUCCGUCAUCAUCCUCGCCCUGUCCAUCUACUCGACCGUCAUGUCCGCCAUCUGGAUGGUCGUAGCCUUCGUGCAGCCGCGCUGGGGCCACAAGAUCUCUUCGCGCGGGGGCGUCAUCCCGUCGACGGCGACGCUCGUGACGGCGCUCGUCGCCAAGACCAUCGAGCUGUCCUUCGUGACCGUCUUCAUCUCGUGUGUCGGGCAGGUGCUCACGCGGCGGGCCAUCGCGCGGCGGUCCACGGGCGUGACGCUCGCCGAGAUGACGAUGCGCAACUGGGUCAUCCAGCCGGGCUACCUCAUCACGCACUUCGAGACGAUCCCCUACGCGGGGCUGACGGUGCUCGGCGCGCUGUCUCUGACGGCCACCAUCGCCGCCAUGUUCUACACCACCGCGUCGGACGCCAUGGUCGCGCCCAAGCUCAAGUUCGGCUCGUGGGAGACGGUGCAGAUGCAGGGCCGCGUGCGCUCCUCGUAUGCCAACGCCGUGUACGUCAAGGAGCUGUGCCCGUCGCUCUUCGACCCGGCCACCGACAUCAGCGCGCAGGAGUCGUGCCUCAACGUCGAGUUCUCGGGACAGUCGUUCCGCAACCUGCUGUCCUUCAUGACCGACUGGACGGCCAUCAGCAACAACGGCACCAGCCGCGCCGCCACGGUCGGCCAGCGGCCCGUCGGCACGACGCUGCUGUAUGACAACACCACCAUGUCGUCGUCGUGGAUCCAGACGGAGCACAGCAACGUCACGGCCCAGUGGGUCAAGUACGGACGCAUCGUCAACAACGUCACCCUCGCCAUGCCCCAUCCCGGCGUGUACACGGCUGCCCAGGACCCCAUCAACGGCAUCCUCCAGCCCGACGAUCUCGCCGGCGUCGGCGAGUACGCCAUCCGUGCCGGCGUCGUGUCCCCGGCGCUCAACGUCAUGUGCGUCAACAUGGACAAGGACGAGCUCAAGCCCUUGGUGUACGUCAGCUGGCCGACAGCCAAGACCUCGCGGCUGCUGGACGUGGGAGAGCAAGACAUCGGAUACAAGCUGUGGGAGACGGAAGUCCCGCCGUGGUACAAUCAAGAUGGCCAGAUUGACUAUCUCAACCGCACUGCUGUCGACGAUAUCUUUGGCUGGGGCCCCAAGUACAGCAGGAUACCGCCCGUCUUCCAAGCAUAUCCAAGCGACUACAACACCGUCUUCAACUGGACAAGUGCCCCGGGCGCGAUGGCGUUCUACCUUCUUGCCAAGAGCCCGGCCAUGGCCAACUAUACGCUCUGCGAGAUGCGUUCGUUUGUAUCCCCGGCGUGUUCGACCCACUUCAACAUCUCAGGGACGGCCGGUGCCAGCAUGCAGGCGCACUGCGAGGACGUCAAUGAUCCCGACGCAUAUCACCUUACGCCGGAGCAAGACCCCAGCUUCAAAGGCGACUGGCCGUCUUGGUCCACUGACUGGAAGUGGAUCGCCACGCAAUGGGGGCUGUCCAUGGCUCUAAACGGCGGCGUUUCUUACAGCAACGCCUCCAUAGCUCGCAUCUUGACGCAGCUCGCCCUAAAGGACACGAAGCUGCUGAUUGAUCAGCCAUCCAUGGCCGAGGCGCUGGCUGUGUAUGGCAGCUCGACGCUGGUCAUAUCGUCCAUUGACACGCCGUUUCGACACUAUUGGGAUUAUGCAAAGAACAUACUCGGUGCACCAGGCGCCCUGGAAAGCUUUCACAGCUCCAUCAUAACGCAGCAGUACACUUCCGGCCACAUCAACGCAUGGCAGAGGAUAUUUUACGUCGUGCUAGUACUCAUCUUCAUCAUCAACGUCUGCUGUCUCGUGCUUGUGCUCUUGCGUGCGGAGCAAGUCACCGACUACACCGAGCCGCAAAACCUCUUUGCGCUGGCCAUCAACAGCCCGCCAAGCGCCCAGCUCAAGGGGAGCUGCGGCGGGGGUCCGCAGCGGCGAGAUCUUGUUGUGCCAUGGCGAGUAGAGUACGCCAAGAACUCGAACCAUUACUUCUUCGAAGAGGCCAACGAGAAGCCAUGGAGGGGAAAGUACGCGGGUGAAGGCGUCAGCACCGCGAGAGACUAUGUCGAGGUAAAGGGGAACAGCUACAAGAGGCUGAGUUCGAGUCGCGGCUGGCUCUAG
Molecule: messenger RNA, 2976 nt
Organism: Purpureocillium lilacinum
Lineage: Eukaryota; Fungi; Ascomycota; Sordariomycetes; Hypocreales; Ophiocordycipitaceae
Source: RefSeq, a predicted model, not a curated record